Messenger RNA from Megachile rotundata (alfalfa leafcutting bee), 4800 nucleotides. It is a transcript of the gene Orp8, whose product is annotated as Oxysterol-binding protein-related protein 8. NCBI's taxonomy places the organism in Eukaryota, Metazoa, Arthropoda, Insecta, Hymenoptera, Megachilidae. Gene Ontology annotation, molecular function: cholesterol binding. The record is from RefSeq and is a predicted model, not a curated record. Gene Ontology annotation, cellular component: cortical endoplasmic reticulum; cytosol; membrane.
UCUCUUCCAUACAACUAAGUAUACAUUGAAGUCAAAAUACUUCAUUGCAGAUAACGAAUGUGAUAUCAAAUAAGCAAAUCAUCGAAAAAUGCGUACAUUACUUUGACAAAUUUUAUCAAACUAUUACAUAAUUAUUAGCUUAUCUUCAUUGAAAAUAUUCAUUUAUAGUGACGUUACGUACUUAUGACGUAAUAAUUAACCAUUUCAGUCUAGUCAAUGUAAAAGAAUAUAGAUAGCGUUUCUUUUAGAUUUUGCUUAGUGCCACUUUGAACAUCGCCUUUGAAUAUAUCGUUUGGAUAUUUGAUUUACAGAUUUUAUAUAUCAUAAUUGUAUAAUAUCUUAUACAAAAUCUAUUUUUUCAUUGUUUACUAGUGAGACGUAACAUGUGAAGAUACACAUGGGCAUCAGAAAGUUCCGGUAAAUAAGUUCGCAAUCUUGAUUUUUGACUUAAUAAUUAAUACAAAUAAAUUGUUUGUUCAAUUCGUGAAUCCAUAUUGUUACAUAAACAAUAAUAUUUAUUCAUUUUUGUUUUCAUUUUUAUCAACAUCUGCAAUGUGUGUACGUUGCGUAUUUACAUCGGUAAUUCUGUUCUAUUGAAACAUUAUUUACGCGCAAAUUUUUAAAAUCGAUUUUAACAAAAUAUUUUGCACUUACAUAUACGAAAUAUACACGUUAAAUUUGUAUAUAAAAUUUAAUGAUUUUAUUUUUAUCAAUUGAACAAUGGGUUUGAUCGAAUCACAUUAAUAUAUAGAAUAUUACUUUGUUACUGCAAUAGAAAGGUCACACUAUAUAAAAAAUUACAUUUCUAUCGUUGCGAGUUAUCAUUUCUCCUUCAAUAAGAAAAAGUAUAAGUGAAAAGUCUUGUGCAUCGUACAUUUUCCUUGUGAAUUAUUUAGCAAAUCCAUAUGUUUAUAAUUAAGCUAUACCAGUAAGUGAUCAAUGGAACAUCGGACUUCGCGCUCGCGCUGUCGCACUUCUGACGUCCAUCCAUAAUCGCCUUUUUGCUUCGAAUGUUUGUAAUUACAUCAGUAAAAAAUAGCCUAAUUCACGAAGUACAUCAAUUUCGGAAGUUUUUAUAAUGAAUUUAUUGUCCGCUUGCUCAUUCAUUAUGUUUUCUAAUAUCUUUCUCUUAGUGUGACUAAUCUUCGUAAUACACAAGUAUUGACUGGGUAUACUGUUGUGUCGAUACCAGAUCCAUAAUGAGCUCUCAACCGAUUGUGGUGCCUGGUGGUGAACAUCGAUCUCAAUCAGAAACAUAUUCUGUGUCUGUUGGAAGUACUUCUGAUUCUUUCAAAACUAUGACACCGCCAAAUGUUAGCAGAUCACUUAGCAAUCAAACUAAAUAUAUAGAACCAGUGGAUCAACAACUUCGAAGAAGCAGUGCUCAAGUUCAAUCUCCAACAUUACCUAAUCUUCCAUCAACAGAGUCCAUAGCAACAUGUGUAAAUUUAACAACUGCUGCACCUCCACUAUCACCAGGACUAUCUGCAAUGGGUGAAAGUAAUCAAAAAACAGAUAAUACAUCUGAUAAGUCUUUAGAUUCCUGCAAAUUAACAAGAAAAGAAUCAUACAAGGCUCAGAGAAAGAAUUAUCGAAUGGAAAAGAAAAGAGUUGCAGAUGAACUUUUAAGUUCAUUUAAGGAUCCAACUGUCAUUGUAAUGAGCGACUGGCUUAAAGUCCGUGGAACAUUAAAAAGUUGGACAAAACUAUGGUGUAUUUUAAAACCUGGUUUGCUACUGCUAUACAAAAGUCCAAAAACAAAAAGUAAUCAUUGGGUGGGAACAGUUUUACUUAAUACAUGUCAAGUGAUAGAGCGACCAAGUAAAAAGGAUGGGUUUUGUUUUAAACUAUUUCAUCCUUUAGAGCAAUCAAUAUGGGCUCCAAGAGGUCCAGAAAAGGAAUCCAUUGGAGCUGUUGUACAACCUUUGCCAACUUCUUACUUGAUCUUUAGAGCCCCUUCACAGGCAGCUGGUAAAUGUUGGUUGGAUGCACUUGAAUUAUCUUUGCGUUGUUCCUCGUUAAUAGUGCGUUCAACAAGUGCAUUGCCACGCACUUUACCACAUGAUACUACAACAACUCAUGAAACUCAGUGGAGUGAAGCAGAUUACGAAAAACAUUUUGAUGAGCAUGACCUGGACGAUAUUAGCCAACCCGAAAAUGGAGUAGCAGCUGAUGCAGAAAUUAGUGCUUCGGACAGUGAAUCAGAAGGAUCAGCUAAGGAAGAUCAACCAGAAACCAUCAAUGAAACACCAUAUGUUGCAAAUGAACAAGAAGUUCUUGGAAUGGCUGGAGAAGUCGUCACAGAAUUGCAAGAAGAACAAAAGUCUCUAAUAUGGUUCUUAGUAAAACAAGUUCGACCAGGGAUGGAUCUAUCAAAGGUGGUCUUACCGACCUUUAUUCUAGAGCCUCGUUCAUUUUUAGAAAAAUUGGCUGAUUCUUAUUAUCAUGCAGACUUAUUGUCUCAAGCAGUGGUGGAAGAUGAUGCUUUUACACGAAUGAAGGGAGUAGUUAAAUGGUAUUUAUCUGGAUUUUAUAAAAAACCACAGGGUCUAAAAAAACCAUAUAAUCCCCUUUUGGGUGAAACAUUCCGUUGCUACUGGCAACAUCCUAAUGGUUCAAGAACGUUCUAUAUAGCUGAACAAUUAUCUCACCAUCCGCCUAUAUCAGGCUUCUACGUUACAAAUCGUCAAGAUGGAUUUACUAUUAGUGCUACAAUCAUUGCUAAAUCUAAAUUUUAUGGAAAUUCAACAUCAGCAGUUUUAGAUGGUGUUGCAAUAUUAACAAUGUUACCUAGAGGAGAAGAUUAUACAAUGACUAUACCAUAUGCUCAUUGUAAAGGUAUUCUUAUGGGAACAUUAUCUAUGGAAUUGGGUGGAAAAAUUCACAUAAAAUGCGAGAAAACGGGUUACCAUACUGAAUUAGAAUUUAAGCUUAAGCCAUUCCUCGGUGGUGCAGAGCAAAUGAAUCAAGUUGCCGGUGCAAUACGUCUUGGAAAAGAAACUCUUGCUACUAUAUCAGGAUAUUGGGAUGGUCAGAUAAUAAUUACUGACAAACGAACAGGACAAGAAAGUGUAUUCUUUAAUCCAACUCCGGAAGUGCGCAAGAAGAGGUUGAAAAAAUAUACUGUGCCGUUGGAAAAUCAAGGUCCAUGGGAAAGUGAAAAAUUAUGGUAUGAUGUCACACAAGCUAUUAACAAAGAUGAUCAAAUAGCUGCUACCGAAGCAAAAACUCAAUUAGAGGAAGCUCAAAGAGAGCGUGCUAAAGAACGAAAAAUCAAAGGACAAGAAUGGGUUCCUAAAUAUUUCGUUCAGGAUAUUAUAACGGGUAAUUGGGUGUAUCGACACGCAGAUGUUCGACCAUGGGAUCCCAGGAAUGAUGUUGUUCAGUAUGAACAAGAUUAUAUAGUUCGUACAAAAACUAGACAUAAAACGCCAAUUAUGCGUACUGGUAGUAUUGUUUCUGCUGAACCCCAAACACAGGUUCCGCUUCUACAAGCCGAAUCCCGUUCAUCACUAUCUGUAUUGAAAUCUUCCAAAAGACAAUUGUCCAGUAAUUUACCAUUGACAGAAACAGCGCACGAUUCAGGCAGUUCAUCUGCUGAAGCACACUCAGAUUCUAGUCAAUCAGUAGGCAAAAGAAAACGUUCUACUGCAAGGAUAAUGGAUGUUAUUAAAGAAGUAGAAAGACAAAUGAUGGAAUACGGGGAUAAACUGAAUCGCAUACAACAUAUACUAGAGCAGCUUGCUAUAAGACAAAGAGAACAAGCUGAUCAACAUCAUAGUAUAAGUAUGUUGAAAAGUUUCAUAGACACGAUUCUUGUUAUCGUGAUAGUUUUUUCUGUUCAAUAUUUUGUAAAAAUAUGGAACGAAGAACCUAACGGAGGUUGAAGAAUGCUAUAACGAGGUAGUAGUAUAAAUUGUACAUGUUAUUUAUCUCAUCUCAAUUUAAAUUAUCAGCUUUUAUGUAAAAAAGCUUUGAAAGAGCAAAUCCUAAAAUUUGAAGUACCUAAUUUAAACGCGCCUUCGGCGGAUGCAAUAAGGUAUCUUGUUUUAGUAGAACACCGCUGAAUAAUAGUAUAGGAAAGAAAGAUUUAGGGGUUCUAAGAAACAUCCUAAAUCACAGUGCAAUUUUGUUUCGUUUAUAGUUUAAAAAAAUUCAGUUGAUGCUUUGUAAAAUAAUAUGUUCCUUGAAUGAAUGUGUACGUUUAAAGAUUCGUUUUUUAGCAAUUUGUGUAAAAUUUAUAAUCCAUGUUAAACGGUCCUCGCAGCAGCAAUGAACUAUACAAAGUAAAGGAAUUGUAUUUACAAUUUCUUUGAGCUUAUGAUGUAUAUACUUUACAUGCUAAUGCACGAAAAAUAAUUACAUAUUUAUUCAAAGAUUCUAACAAUGUUGUAGUCCUUACUGCAGGCGCUCAAUAGUUAAGUGUAAUUAUAACAAUAAGGCUACUCUAAAGAUAUAACAUUUAUUGUUAUAAAAGUAACUAUAUUUCUUGGAUUAUGGCAAACAUAGAAAAAGCUAAUUGCAGUUCCCAUUUUCAGAAUCACUUGUACAGCGGUUACAAAGAAAUAGAUCAUAACUUAGAUCUAAUAUUAACCACUUAUAAGUGAAAAGAAUUCCUAAUAAGUAUCAGAUAUUAAGAUUAUUUAAUACUAAACAAAAAAAAAUUAUCAAAAAUUUUAGCAGAUCAAUCUAUCAGCUUAUUUUGUAUCAUUUAUAUCUUUAUAUUGAUUGCUAUAUGUAACAGUAAUUUUAUCAUUACUUAUUUAUAUUUAAAAAUAUCUGUAUUAAUAAUGUUCUCUA